AUGACGAUUGAGGCUGCUGUUCACAACUGGUGGCCAUCUGGGCACCCUGAACUGCUACAUCAUCGGUCAUUUGAGGGGUACUGUGAAAACAUUUCACAAGGGGUGGUUAGAGUUGAAUUGUGGGUAGGAGAGUGCAGUGGCAACACCUUGGGUGAUGGUAACACUGGGUGGAAUUCAGUCUCCCGGAUCGUCACAAUUAUUUGGGUACCUAAAUAACCAGGACCCAGUCACGAUGAGCCGCAAGCAGUAAAAUUUCUGUCCCGUAAUUUAAUCAGUUAAAUCAUCAAAGUUGACAGGUCUUUCUGAUGAUCAAAGCGACCGUUCGGUUUACCAUUUACACCUUCAGUGCGAAGACUGUCACGGGAACAUUAACACCUUCAGGAUAAUUGCUUACCAUAACAGUGGUAGGUCGAGCGCGUCUGGCCGGUUUCGAAGAACGUGAUCGUGACUGUUGUUUUUAUUCAGUGACUGUGCGCGUUGAUAUGCCAACUUUUAAAACAGACUGCAACAUUAAAUUUUUGUUAUAAAAGCAAAGAAGCUGCUGAGUAGAAACUAAACCGUCCCAGACUUAUUCCGUUUCAUUCGUGUACUUUCAUUUUGAUGGGGUCUGUAUGAUGAAUUUACUUCUGCCUUCUAAUCAGGCACGUAAACAACAUAGAGAUAAAACAUUUCAUUUUGCUUUUGUGGAGUAAAAAUUAAUCUUAAAAAAGUUAAAUUAGUGGACCACUUUCUCCGCGUACUUGUAGAAAUAGGCAUUUAAUAUGUCGCGUACAGUGCGAAAAUCUUCUUGUCGUGGAUUAGAUUUCAGUAUACAUAUUCUUCAUUUCGCGCCAGAAUAAAUUAGUUUGCGCGCAAAGGGCUUCUAAAAAAAGAUCACAGGGUUUGUCCCACGUCGAGUCCUCCUUCUGGAGAACUUGGAGAUACGCCGGUAUGGUAUCUGGAAUACAUUGCCGAGGCGAAGAUCUGGCAUUUUUUCCUCCUCGUCUUUUUUUCUCCGCGACGUUUGUUUAUAUUUGUAGUGAGAAUGCCGCGCACAUCGGUGGAUUUUACUUCAGUCAAGCGGCUUCAGUUCCUGCGGCUUGCUACUCAUCAUAAAGAAGAGUGCCGGAAUCGCUUUGUUCGCCUUUAACGGAUUUGUUGUCGAAUUCAAGGUAAAAGAACGGACUACUGUAAGGUAAGAAUUGAAGUUUAAAUUUGUUUCUCGGCGAAAAAUAGUGCAUACAACUCGUGAAACCCGUGAGUAUUACCUCUGUUUAAUAUACCGGAUGUCAUGCGAUGACCCCUCGCUUUUACGAUGGAUAGGAUGGAUACAAACAAUAAUUUCUUUCGCAACGUUUAGUAUCAUUUACUUAAUAUGGAGAUCAUCUGAGGACGAUUUUUCGUUAUAUAUGCUUCAUUUCUUGGCUUAUUCCGGCUACGUGCGAAGAAUUAGAUGACAAUGUUUGUGUGCUAUAAUUAUACCGAUAAUUUCUCGCACCUUGAAACUCAUGAAAGCCAAACUUGUUUAACCCUAGCAAAAAACUCUUUUAAUGGAGAAACUCAACCUGAUAGUUGCAUUAAAAUCUAAUAAUUGUUACUGCAUUUGCAUGCUCUCUGUAACCUCGUGGGUAGAACAUACCUGAUGGUUACAUUAAUAAUAAUCACUGCAUUUGCUCUCUGUAACCUCGUGGGUAGAACAUACCUGAAGGUUACGUUAAUAAUAAUCAUUGCAUUUUCUCUUUGUAACCUCGUGGGUAGAACAUACCUGAUGGUUACAUUUAAAAUAAUAAUCACUGCUUUUGCUCUCUGUAACCUCGUGGGUAGAACAUACGUGAAGGUUACGUUAAUAAUAAUCAUUGCCCUUUCUCUUUGUAAUCUCGUGGGUAGAACAUACCUGAUGGUUACAUUAAUAAUAUCACUGCAUUUGCUCUCCGUAACCUCGUGGGUAGCAUAUACCUGACGGUUACAUUUAAUAAUAAUCACUGCAUUUGCUCUCUGUAACCUCGUGGGUAGAACAUACCUGAAGGUUACGUUAAUAAUAAUCAUUGCAUUUUCUCUUUGUAACCUCGUGGGUAGAAUAUACCUGACGGUUACAUUAAUAAUAAUCACUGCAUUUGCUCUCUGUAACCGCGUGGGUAGAACAUACCUGAAGGUUACGUUAAUAAUAAUCAUUGCAUUUUCCCUUUGUAACCUCGUGGGUAGAAUAUACCUGACGGUUAUAUUUAAUAAUAAUCACUGCAUUUGCUCUCUGUAACCUCGUGGGUAGAACAUACCUGAAGGUUACGUUAAUAAUAAUCAUUGCAUUUUCUCUUUGUAACCUCGUGGGGAAAAAAAUUAAUGCCUCUCUCCUGGAAAUUUUGCCCUGUCCUUUGAGCAUAGUGAUCUUUGGGUAGCGAAUUCACGAAAACAGGUAAAACGCUUUUUUUAAAAGCAACAUUUAUAUUAUUUGGCUUUUUGAGGGAGGUUAAACAUUAAUGGAAUAGAAUAUAAAAAAAGCUGAUAAAGCGGAAAAAGUUAUCUUUACAAAAUGCGCUUUGACAAUGUCAAGGAGUGAAAUAAGCUGAAGUUUUGUAGUUAGCCCGAAGAAAACCGGUUCCCGCAUGAAAAGCAGUUCUGAUUCCCUUCUCUUAACUAGAAGAGAUGCAUAUCCCUGUGAACCAGUUUUUUAACUAGGAGCGAUUCCCACUCACUUAAGAUACUUUACUGACACGAGUUCCUAUUUCAAUGUAUGUCUAAUUCAAGCUUAGCCGCGUGAUAGCUCUUCAUUAGCGAAAAGGUCCAAGUGAUAUUUUGAUUGACGUGUUGUUUUGGAUCCUGAGGUUUUUUAACACCUUUUCUCUAGCUUAACUGGCGAAGAUAUUCUAGGAAUUUGCCCUUCAAUUCCAAAUUCUUUGAUGUGCCGCCAGAUGCCGUGCAAAAAUAUCACCUCUUGCGGCUCCUCGUGGUUCGAAGGCCGAUUAGCGUUUAAACUUGGGUUAAAUUUAAAGCGGGAUUUUUUUCUUUUGUUUAAAAGCAUUUUCUCGAUAAAUUCUCAAUUAUCAACUCUUGGAGAAAAAGAAUUCAUUAAAGUAAACUGAAUUUACUUCUUACUUCAUAUCUGAAUUCAAAUUUCGCACUAACCCUGAGUUAUUUUAUCUUAACCCAGCUUUAAACAACCUUGCCCAGUGCUGUAUUGGUAUUCCCGGUAGGGGAUACCCAUACCUGAGCAAGUUAUAGGAAGGUAACCGUCGGACGUACACGCAAAUUCAUAUCCCCUUCGUGGUACAGGGGGGCGGGGGAUGGAACCCCUUCCCGAAGUUUUUGAUAUGUUGCAGUAUUUUGAAACGAUUUUACCUUUAGUGGAAAGCCUUUGAUCUUGUUAACAAGAUGAGGUAUAUUUUAGGGCUGGUGGUGCUGCUGGAGACCUGAGACGUCACCAACAGUGGCCGACAUAAAAUCAGAAGUAUAUAAUUCUGUCUACAUGUGCGGUUAAUGGCGGUUAGGGGGCAAUGACCGAGGCGAGCACGGUAUGGGUAUACCCGUUAGGAGAUAUGCAUAGAGCAACUUAGUCUCACUAAGAACUUCCGUAAAGAGAGUACAGUUUUCUUUUAUUUAGCAAGGCCUUUUUUGCUUUGUAGGUUUUUAUAUAAAGUGUACCAUACAUUUCACGACUUUAUCUUUUUUUUAAUGUUUUUGAUGGUUUCGUAGAAAAUAUUUACACUUUUAUCAUAACCUGGAGAUCAAUCUUCUCUUUCAUCCUAACCGAAAAAAAAAACAUUUCCUUGAUGUUUCAGCCAGAGGUGAACUAAUGGAGGGUUAGAUUAGCCACUAAACAUUGCACUUAUGAUAAAAGAGUACCAACGUUUAUCAAAUGCUGACCUUACGCCGACCCCAUAGGAGCUCCUCUGAUCCAGUAUAUCUGGCUCGGAGGAAACCUAUUCAAUAAACUUUGUGGUAUAAAAUAGCCGCCUUUGCCCAGUAUAUAUAAUAUACCUAAAAUAAAGAAAGGAAAGUAGCCUAGGCCCGGGGGAGCGGGCGGGGGAGGGGUUGGGGGUACUCAAAAAAUUUUUAUACGGGUCCUAAGGUCCAACCCCUUACCCUUUUAUAUACCAUUUUUCACGAAAAAGGAAUCCUUUCGUAUGCCUUCAAUUGACAAAUGGUACCCCUUUUAAAUACCCUGUUUAGAACUUUGCAUUCCUUUUGACUGCUGUAAAUGCACUGUCAUUUGACUGGGAAUUAAUCACAAAAAUAGAACGUUUUCUCGACUUUAUAAAGCCAUAAAAUUGAUCUGUUAGCCCUUUGGGCCCUUUAACAGACCCAAAUGACCGAUUUCCCUACCCUUUCAUAUACUUCAGCGAGUAAAAUCUCUCCCCCUUUCAUACACCUGAAGCCUGAAAAAGGUACCCCUCUGGGCGGAGCCUCCCCGUAUAGGCCAUUAUAGGGAGAACCCCCUCCGGGAGCCUAGGUAUUCAACCAGGUGACUUAUAAACCCAAGGCUUUUAUCUGAGUAGAAAGACAGGUAUUACAUGGUGGCCAUUACAUGCAAACCUCCUUUUACAAUAGCAAGAAGGCGUAACUAUCACAGAAUUCCAUUACUCUGUGGCCAACCCCAAAAAUAUAGUUUAAAGAUCUGUAAUAAGUAAAUUGCAGCGUUCUAUAUGAACAGAGAUAAUAGCAGUUUACCCAAGUCACGAGCUUGAUGAUGUCAUCACCUUUCACCCGAGAUAUAAGUCAAACCGAAAACAAAACUGAAUCGUUGGCCAAAUUAAGUUUUCCGCUAGCAUUACCGUUUCGUACCGCUAUACAUUCAGACGCCAUUUUAUUCUGUUUCGUAGUGAAUAGGUGCACAACUAUCUUCCCAAAAGGCGGCAAAUAAUGGUAGAGAUAACCGUGACGCAAUGAGCGUCGAGCAUAUCUAGCGAUAUGCACCGACCCUAAAGAGGGGUAGAUGACAUUUUCAGUGGCUAGCUAUACCAGCAAUUUUCGCGUUUUUUGAUUGGCCCCUGUAACUUCCGAGGGUCUUAUAUCCAAGGAGGCUUAAAAUCGGAAUAGAAAAUGAGUUUUGAAACACGCAAUAGCGGUGCUGAUCAAAAUACGUUUUGCAUUCACUGGUUUUAUAUUAAGCUUCAAAAUGUCAUUGAUAACAAAUAGAACUCACAGGGAGCUUAUAAUUAGUGCUAGAUAGGGGCUUAUAUUCGGGGAGACGUCUAAUAGCAUGUAGAGAAAGAUUGGUCUAUAACUGGGGGGGGAGGCUUAUAAGUGGCGGGGGGGGGGAGUGGGAACCUUAUAAUCGGCUGUUACAGUAUGUGAGUAUUUUUAGCCAGAUUCCUUAAGGUAAUGACAGACUGGGUUCAAGUAUUAUAAAAACAGACGUCGUCUUUUAGGUGUUCGCAUUUCACGACUUAGUUGAGUAGAAAAUGGGAAGGAGAUGUAUUAAAAGGUUUUAAUCCAUUCUCAUUUUUCGUCUUGCCAUUUUAAGGCUGGUUUACCGGCAGCGAUUGUGUGCCCUAUUUCCUAAGAAAAUAUAUCGCGAUGCAACAGAUCAUUUUAAUCUAUCCGGUUUUUGACCAUUUUAUAUCUUUUCGUUUUUCUUUCGAAAAAUCAUAGCGUGAAAACCACCUUAAAGUCUUCCAGUUACAGGAGCAAGUUUUCUUCAACAAGGAAAACUUCCCCCGCCGUUAAAAAGGUAAAGGGAACCUCAUUAUGUCACGAGCCUCAUUAUGUUAUGCAUGAGCUCCAUUAUCUUACGUGCUACUUGACUCACAAUUUUGUUAUCUCGCGAGAAUGAAGCUGCCUCUAACAUAAAUGUCUCGCAACAGUAUUUUGCAGCAGGUAUAUUUUGAAAAAGUAGGUUCACGUUCUACAUUAUAUAACGUCUGCUACAGCAAAAAUAAAAACCGCCAGAGGAUGAUACGCUCUCUUUCUGACUGACUCUAGAUCGUAACAGCCGGGGAGGCUACUCAACACAGUUUUAUAUGGGGAGGCUUCGCCCCAAGGACUAACUCCUUAACCCUGCACUUAACAUUUUUGACAGAAAACAUACCCUCUUGUACACCUUCUAUUGGCCAUACUUAAAAAAGAGACGGAUUAUCCGCCUGAGACGGGUUAUCCGGUGGAAAGUUCGCGUCAGGCAGAUAAUCCUCUUAUGUGAUUGCACUUUUAAGUCUUCGUCUUCAGUUAUGGGCCCAUAUCAUGGCUGUAAACGAAAAAAAAUACAUCCGAAUAUAAUCCCCACCGGGUAUAAUAAGCUCCCCUCUUGCAUAAACUGAAUUGAAUUCGAUUUCUAAUGACGUUUUGAAGCCUUAAUUAACGAGCAGUAAAUGCAAAAACAUAUAUUGUGAUCAGCAAUGCUACAACUUAUUUCCAAGCGCUUUUUCUAUGCCAUCAACAAGCCCCCUCGGAAAUUAAAAGCUCCUCCGUUUAUACGUCUUCCUAAAACUAAUUAAGAAGAUGUACAUGUAUAAUCCAUGGGCUUAUAAGCGACAAUUUAUGGUAGGGGACCGUUCACAUAUCUAGUACCAACACAAUGUCUUUUGUCAUUUUCAUGUAGCGUUUAAUUUGAUUCAAUGAAUUUUAACUUUAAUUUUAAUUUCAAAGGCUGUGACAUUGCCAAAUUUGAAAGUGAUACGUCUUAAGCUUGCAAAGAGUUGCGAAAAUUUGCAUACGUUUGUACGUGUGCGGGUGGGAGGGGGAGAGCAAGUUUGUGCCCGUCCCCUACCGUCAGGCAAACGCCUGUAAAAUUUCCCGACUCUGAGGAGCUAUAUCUUCGUUAAUUCGUUUUCAACAAAUCACUUCCAAAACUUGGCAGUUUUACUCAUUUUAAAACGUACUUUCCGGGGGUUUCCUUAGCUUGUCCUUGUCAAAAGUUGAGAAAAAAAAAAAUGGUAUGGUCUAUCCUGAAAGGGGUGCACUUCUGGGUUGCGCCUCCCAGUAUAGGUCAUUAUAGGGGGCCCCUCAACCCCCCCUCCCCACCCCUUUCAAGGUAUAAGAUGUGAGAGUUUAAAAAUGGACACACUAACACUAGACACGUUAAGGCUUGUUUAGCUGGAGCUUAGUGGAGCCGCUACUUUUUCUGAAAGUCAGUAGCAUACCCAACUUGGACUGAAGGCAAAUUCAUGAUUAUUUUUGACGCACUAAAGAGGAAAGGCAUGGGGUACAGUUAGAAACACAAAAUCGUGAUAGCAUGCAUAAAACUUUGUUGCUUUUGUAACAAUUUAUAUUCUGCCAUUUAUUUUUGGAAUGUUCAUCUUUUGACCCUGUUUCAGUAACUUGAAGCCAGAUUAUAAACAAAGAAUAAGAAGAGCCAACAAAUCGCCAUAAAAGGAAAAAGAAACAAGCAAAAACAAAGUAACAAACAAUACACCGGAACAGAGGAUUUACCGAAAAUAUUUUCUAUAAAAUGAUGAGCACGUAGCACUGAUUUCAGAAAACGCUGUGUUCUCGUUCAACUGUCACCGCCAUGGUUCAGAAUUUCGCUGUUUUCCUGAUUCUUUCUCUUUUUGGCGGCUCACUGGGAACAACCACCUCACCUCAGCAACAAACUGACGCCUCAAAAUUACAAGACUUAUGCCAGGUAAGAAAUGCAUAAAGAUGUAAAAAGGACUACUGCGCCCUAGAUUAGGUACACCCAGAAAGCGUUUUAUUACUCUCACGUCGUUAUGAUCAUUUAUUAAAAAGUACCCGUUAAAAGUUUAUGGCAGUUUAUUUAAAAGUCCUCGCUUCAGCAUGAUCUUUCCUCGAAAACCUGAAGCCUGUCCAUUGUUAAUUGUUAAUUUUCUCUGAUUCCAUCCACCAUUCGAGACGAAAUAACGAUUUAAGAGGAUUAUGAUAUUCAAGGUUCAUUCCGUGCCUUGAAAACAAGGGAGACGGCUGGCGGGUAUAGACUUCGUCCAUUUUGGUUCGGAAUCAUUGUUUGCGUGAGAGCCACAGGCGUGUAUGAACGUAUUUAUCGUUUCAAUUCCAAAUGAGAAGGAAAUAUAAAUAAUUACGCGAAUUAUUUUUCGUUGCUGUUCUAAAUUAAUCUAAGUAAUUAUGACAUGCAUAAUUUCUUCGAGACAAGGUCUGAAAACUGGUAUGGAUUUUAGAGGCCAAGUCUGAAAACGGGUUUAAAAAUGACGUGAUUUGGUCUGAAAUAGAGUCAGGAUUUGGAGAACCGGGUGGCACACCACCACCGCCAAGAAUUCCUACGAGUAUCCCCCGCCUCGAGUUAUCCAAGAUCCCGUUUCGUCUUCGUCUCUGCUAAGUGCAGGUCAUCUUUUUUCAACUUCAGCGAUCUAUGCUGGGUUUCCCUGGUAUUCCUGGACCAAAUGGUAUACCGGGAGUGCCGGGAGUGCCGGGCGUCCCGGGGCCACACGGACCCCAGGGAAGAGAAGGUGUAAAAGGACAAAUUGGUGAUAAAGGAUCAGAUGGAAUGCCGGGUCCAAGAGGAGACAGAGGACGCGAAGGAUCCCCUGGGAAGAGUGGACCACGAGGAAUUCAGGGAAUGAAAGGAGAGCGCGGAGCUGUGGGAAUUAAAGGAGAGCGAGGAAUUGUGGGAAAUCAAGGAAGAAAAGGAGAGAAAGGAGAGAAAGGAGAAAGCGCCAAAGCAAGUCAAGCAAGUGUAGUACCACAAACCAACUGGAAACAAUGUGUGUGGAAAUCAGCAAGCAGUACUGAUAACGGAAAGAUUAAGGUAAUUAGAAUAAGAAUCAUUAAUAACACACUCCAAAAAUAAUUUAUUCCUUUCUAAAUCAAAAUAAUUCAAAGAAGAACGUCUCCCCUCUUACUUACCGUUUGCCAACACAUUACAUAAAGAACUAAGUUACAUCUCCCUCUACUUUGGUUCUUUUUGAAAGAAAGAAAGAAAGAAAGAAAGAAAGAAAGAAAGAAAGAAAGAAAGAAAGAAAACACAUCGUGCGUGUUAAAAUGAUUCCUGGCCAUGUGGAUAAGGACAACAACAAUUGAAGUUAUUACAUAGUUUUAAAAAAAUUAGGAAGUAUUCUUGACUGGAGUAGUUAAUAUCAAUCAUUACACUUGGUUACUCGCCUUACUACAAUAUGUUUGAUUUGUUUGAUUUUAUUCCAGGACUGUGCGUUUAACAAACUGCAGUCUAAUUCAGCGCUCAGAGUCUCAUUCCAGGGAAACAUGAGGGUCUAUAGUGAUAAUAAGUGUAACCGCUGGUAUUUCAAGUUCAAUGGAAACGAAUGCAGUGGACCAAUGACGAUUGAGGCUGCUGUUUACAACUGGUGGCCAUCUGGGAACCCUAAUCUGCUGCAUCAUCGGUCAUUUGAGGGAUACUGUGAAAACAUCUCACAAGGGGCAGUUAGAGUGGAAUUAUGGGUAGCACAGUGCAGUGGCAGCACCCUGGGUAAUGCUUACACUGGGUGGAAUUCAGUGUCCCGGAUAAUGAUUGAAGAAGUUUCUAGGCCCCAGUCCUAA
This is a messenger RNA of Porites lobata, 9375 nucleotides long. Lineage: Eukaryota; Metazoa; Cnidaria; Anthozoa; Scleractinia; Poritidae. The record is from the annotation of a GenBank genome assembly.